AUAACUGUCUUCGUACAUUUUGCAGAAUUUUUAUUUUUGAGAAUUGCAAAUUAGAAGGAAAUUAAAAAGAGAGUGAAAAUGCAGUCCGUGAAGGAAAAAGCCUCUAACGUGGCCGCUUCGGCAAAAUCUGGCAUGGAAAAGACCAAAGCUGUUGUCCAAGAGAAGGUGGAGAGAAUGACAGCCCAUGAUCCAACACAGAAGGAGAUGGCAACAGGAAAGAAGGAAGAAAGGAUCUACCAAGCAGAGAUGAACAAGCAGGCAACUCACGACCGCAAUGCAGCUAUUCACCAGGGUGGGGGCACGGGCAUAGGCAGGCCACAUUAUUCCAACUCGGCCACUGGUGCCACUGGACACUCAACUGGUGCACACCAGAUGUCUGCCUUGCCAGGACACGGCACUGGGGAGCCAAUGGGUCAAGUGACAGACGGGGUGGUGCAAUCUCACCCCAUUGGAACGGCCACUGGGACUCAAAGGGCCUCCGCUGCACAUAACACCCAUGUAGGUGGUGGGGUAAACCAGGGCUAUGGUACUGGUGGUAACUAUAGUUAGGAUAUGAUCAGAAUAAGCUAGAAUUGUUUGGUUCCAAGCCUUUGUUGUUUUAGGAAAUUUGGUUUUGGUGCUUCGUGUUUGGUGUUUGAUAAAGAACUCAUGUUCUAUUGGUUUAUUCUGUGUCUCAAGAAAUGCAAACUGGUUAAGUUUGUUCGAUGUUCUGAUUGA
Messenger RNA from Nicotiana attenuata, 717 nucleotides. RefSeq names its product late embryogenesis abundant protein 46-like. Bases 79 to 549 code for a protein of 156 amino acids. Lineage: Eukaryota; Viridiplantae; Streptophyta; Magnoliopsida; Solanales; Solanaceae. The transcript has 2 exons. The record is from RefSeq and is a predicted model, not a curated record. Gene Ontology annotation, biological process: embryo development ending in seed dormancy.